CUUAUGUAUUUCUGAGCAACAAAGCGCGUUUAUCCCGGGUAGAUCUAUUAUUGACAAUAUCAUGAUAGCUUUUGAGUCUCAGCAUUAUUUGAAACAUAAAAAUCAAGGGAAUGUAGGGUAUGUUAGCUUAAAAUUGGACAUGAGUAAGGCCUAUGACAGGGUGGAGUGGACUUUUAUGAAGGGUAUGCUUCACCAUCUAGGUUUUGAUGAUCGGUGCAUUAGUCUGGUGAUGGAGUGUGUUUCAUCUGUCUCGUAUUCUAUUCCCUUUGAUAAUUCUGAGCUAGGGCCCAUUUUACCCACUCGUGGGCUGAGACAGGGCGAUCCUUUGUCCCCAUAUUUAUUUAUUUUAAUUGCAGAAGGUCUGAGUUCUCUUCUAAAGAGUCAUGAGAUGGCAGGCAGAUUGCACGGUGUGGCGGUUGCUCGUGGAGCCCCUAUAAUUACUCAUUUAUUUUUUGCCGAUGACAGCCUGUUAUUUUUCAAAGCAACGCAUGGGGAGGCUUCUAUUGUGAAGGAGACUUUGAAUGACUAUGCGCUUGCCUCGGGACAGGUAAUAAAUCUGCAAAAAUCUAAAAUUUUCUUCAGCUCCAAUGUCUCGGAGGAUUGCAAAGAGGGUUUGAAAGAGAUGUUGGGUGUGGGUUUGGCUGGGAGUGAGGAACUUUAUUUGGGCUUACCCUCUUUAAUCGGGAGAAAUAAGAGGGCCAUUUUAUCCUACCUGAAGCAAAGAACGAUAAACCGUAUUCAGAGUUGGAAUAAUCUAUUCUUAUCCGGAGCAGGUAGGGAAGUGCUUUUAAAGUCAGUUAUCCAAGCCAUGCCAACAUACGCCAUGAAUGUUUUUCUUCCUCCGAAGGAUUUAUGUAAGGAGAUUGAAGUCCUUUUAAAUGGUUUUUGGUGGCAAGGGAAGACUAAUAAGGGGAUUAGAUGGAGCAAUUGGGAGGACUUGUGUCGGCCAAAAAAACUACGAGGAUGGGUUUUAAGAAAAUCCGAGAAUUUAAUUUUUCCAUGUUAGCUAAACAGGCAUGGAGGAUUUUUUGAGAUCCUGAUUCUCUGGUCGGGAAGGUCUUUAAAGCGCGUUACUUUGGGGAUAGGGAUUUUUUAUCUGCUAAUUUGGACUCUAACCCCUCUUUUAUGUGGCAGAGUAUUUUUCAAACACAGGACAUCAUUAUGAAUGGCUAUUACUCGAGAGUGGGUCAAGGGAAUGCUAUUAACAUUUGGAGAGACCCUUGGCUGCCCGACAGAAACUGUCCGCGGGUGUAUUCGGACCCGAUUCUGGGUCUGGAGGAUGCUUCAGUGGCGAGUCUUCGGAGUGUGGAUGGAUCAGAAUGGGAUGUGGAUUUGAUAAAGGAUCUUUUUACUGAUCGCGAUGGUCUUUUGAUCCAGGGGAUUCCUAUUAGUUUAAGGCGGAUCCCCGACAAGGUUUGUUGGAGAUGGGAAGAGUCUGGACGCUUCUCGGUCCGUAGCUGCUACAGGGCCCUGGUGGGAGAGACGGUCAAUGGCGUCUGGGCUGGUUGGACUUCGAUGUGGGGGUGGAAACUACCUCCCAAAAUCAAGAGUUUUUCCUGGCAGCUGUGCUGCGGCUUCUUGCCGACGACGGUGAAUCUGAGGUUGAGAAGAGUUGAUUGUGCCGAGACCUGUGGACUUUGUGGAGCAGCAAAUGAAUCACUAAUUCAUUUGUUUUACUACUGUCCAGUAGCUCAGGAGGCUUGGCGAGCUGUGGGAUGGAGCUGGGUGUCAGCUUCUGUAUCAAGCUUCAUGGAUCAGAUUCAAGUGGAAUUCAAUACAAAGAAAAAGGAAGAUUUACACAAACUGGUGUGGGGUUGUUGGGGAUUGUGGUGUGAAAGAAAUAACAGAAUCUGGAAGGGAGUUAGGACUGGGGAUAAGAUGAUUUUAAUCAAGGCUAACAUUUUUGUUGAGAUUUGGAAGUCAGGGGUUUCGGGUGCAAGGAAACCGGGUUUCGGUCGGAGCUUCAGUCUGGAAAAGGCCUUCGGCUGGAAGACUGAAAUUGAAUGUUGAUGCGGCUGUCAAACAUGAUCGUAUCGGGCUGGGAUGGUUGAUUCGAAAUGCCUAUGGGGAGUUCGUGGCAGGAGUUUCGAAGCCUUGGCAAGGUCAGUUGUCUCCAUGGGAAGCGGAGCUAGUUGGGAUCCGGGAAGCGCUUAGUUGGGCGAAAGACUAUGGGUGGGAUCUUAUUGAGGUUGAAUCAGAUGCGUCCAAGUCGAUCUCGGAAAUUCAGAAUGGCUCAAGCGAUUCUUUGGCGGGAGUCAUAGCAGGAGAUAUUAGAGAAUUACGAUCGAGUUUCAUGGAGAUUUCUUUUUCUGCGAACCAGGCAGCUCAUGGUUUGGCCCAAGCCGUUUGUUCUAUGUCUGAUUAUACCUCUUGGACUGUUUUGCCACCUAAUUUUAUUUAUCAUGUACUAAACAAUGAAGCUAUUAAUGAUAAUUAAUUCUCCUUUCUUCAAAAAAAUAGAGACCAAGAGAGUAUAGAUUGACGAAGACAAGAGAAGUUAAGAGCUGAAGGUAUGGGAAAAAAUGAUAUGUAUAAUAAUACUCCGUUUUUAAAUAAAUGCAACGGUCAACAUUUCACACUUGCUGAUGCAC
Molecule: messenger RNA, 2591 nt
Organism: Cuscuta europaea
Lineage: Eukaryota; Viridiplantae; Streptophyta; Magnoliopsida; Solanales; Convolvulaceae
Source: the annotation of a GenBank genome assembly